AACAAUAGGAAGAAUAUAUUCCACUCCUCUCUUGUACACGCGGCUUAUGAGAUGAACGCUCGUCAAGAAGAACGUCCCCUUCAGCAGCAGGAGGAUCCACAGCCCCCCCACAUUAAAGAGGAAGAGGAGGAAGUGUGGAUCAGUCAGGAGGGAGAGUGUCCUGUAGGGCAGGAGGAGGCUGAUGUCAGCAAGUUUCCACUGACUGUUGUCUCUGUGAAGACUGAAGAGCAUGAAGACAAACCACCUGAGUCCUCACAGCUUCAUCACAGUCCAAACGUCUGUGGAGAACAACGUCUACCUGAAAAAAAGGAGAGUAGCUUCAGGAUGGUGAAGGAGGAUCCUUCAAAGAGGAAGACCAGGCGCCACGGACCCUCUGGCGUCUCCUUUUCCUCUUUGACACAGACCCUUCCCUGUAAAAAGGAAGAGGAAGACUCACUGACGCCCCACAUUAAAGAGGAAGAGGAGGAACACAGCAUCACUCAGGUGGGAGAUCAUCUUGAAGGACUGGAGGAGUUCCCAGUGACUGGUGUCCCUGUGAAGAGUGAAGAUGAUGAGGUGAAAGGUGAAAGUGAGGAGAGGGGAGGGGGGGAGCCUCCAAGCAGCAGCUCAACACAACACAUGACAACAGAAGCUGAUGGAGACCACUGUGGAGGAUCACAAGCAGACAAGCUCUUAGCUCCACUAUCAGAUAGUGAGGACACAACGUCACACUCUCCUGACACUGAUGAUGAAGACUCUAAAGAUGAUAAGACAUGUCACACUGACAACACUCACUUCACAUCUUCUCACUCUCACAAAACAUUUAAAAACCAUAGUCAUCUGAAAAGACACAUGAGAACACACACUGGAGAAAAACCUUUUAUCUGUUCAGUCUGUGGUAAACGUUUUGUUCGAAGUCACAAUGUGAAAGUGCACAUGAGAACACACACUGGUGAAAAAGCUUUUAUCUGUUCAGUCUGUGGUAAACGUUUUGUUCGAAGUCAUAAUGUGAAAGUACACAUGAGAACACACACUGGAGAAAAAACGUUUUCUUGUUCAAUCUGUAGUAAAGGUUUUAUACAAAGUCAAUAUUUGAAAGUGCACAUGAGAACGCACACUGGAGAAAAACCUUUUCCCUGUUCAACCUGUGGUAAAGGUUUUACACAAAAUCAAUAUUUGAAAGUACACAUGAGAACACACACUGGCGAAAAACCUUUUUCCUGUUCAAUCUGUAGUAAAGGUUUUGUACAAAGUAACAGUUUGAAAGUACACACUAGAACACACACUGGUGAAAAAUCACAUUCUUGUUCAAUCUGCAACAGAAGCUUUUGUGACCGAUCAAACCUUUUAGCACACAUGAGAAGACACCCAGGAGAGAAAGUGUUGAGUUGCAGUGUGUGUGGUGAAAGAUUGUCUUCUAAGUACCAGUGUAAGAAACACAAGUGUGCUGGUGAGAACAGCAGCAGCAAAUGAAACUGCAGGAUUUGAAAUAAACUGUUAAGACUUUCAUUUUGACUUUCUAACAACUUUAUGAUUCAUUUGUUGGGUCUCUAUAAUCUAUUUUAUUCAUUACCGUUAUUACUCUGUAUUAUAAUGAUUGUGUUGUGAUUGUUUUAUAUGUAUGUCCCCAGACCUUUAUGCAAUAUACAAGUGAGAGAAAAUAGCAGAUUUUUUUUUUGUUUUUGUGAAAGGAUUUUGUUUUUACAAACUUACAUUUGUGGAUACAUCAAAUAAAUCCAGUAUUGUGUUCUAAACAUUUUUUCUGUAUUUUUUUCUUUUUUCAACAUCCCCAAAACAACAUCAAUAUCAGUCAAAGUUUGGAGUGUCAGACAAAAGCCAAUAUUGUACAUCAUCCCACAGAGAUUUACUUUGCAUACAUUCUUAAAAUAAACUGUUUAUUGUGUUUCCCAGUCACAGAA
This is a messenger RNA of Nerophis ophidion (straightnose pipefish), 1898 nucleotides long. RefSeq names its product zinc finger and SCAN domain-containing protein 2-like. NCBI's taxonomy places the organism in Eukaryota, Metazoa, Chordata, Actinopteri, Syngnathiformes, Syngnathidae. Gene Ontology annotation, molecular function: RNA polymerase II cis-regulatory region sequence-specific DNA binding; DNA-binding transcription factor activity. The transcript has 3 exons. The record is from RefSeq and is a predicted model, not a curated record. Gene Ontology annotation, biological process: regulation of transcription by RNA polymerase II. The coding region runs from base 52 to 1452 and encodes 466 amino acids.